Delphinapterus leucas (beluga whale) is the source of this 3638-nucleotide messenger RNA. It is a transcript of the gene RCC1, whose product is annotated as regulator of chromosome condensation 1. Gene Ontology annotation, molecular function: guanyl-nucleotide exchange factor activity. The record is from RefSeq and is a predicted model, not a curated record. Lineage: Eukaryota; Metazoa; Chordata; Mammalia; Artiodactyla; Monodontidae. Gene Ontology annotation, cellular component: cytoplasm.
AGGGGCCCCCCGGAGCCUGCCGGGCCCCGCCUCGCCCGAGCGAGGGCCGCGCGGCCCCUCUGCAGCCGCGCCUCGCACGCCUGGCCCGCGCCGCCCGCGGGGGCGGGAGAUUCAAACGGCCCUAGCGCGGCCGGCGAGGUUGCGCGCGGCCGCGGCGACCUCGCCGCCAGCGGUGCGCCGACCAGCGCGCCUCCCGGGCCGGGGCGGCAGCUCCGGCGGGGCCGCGUUUCCGGAGCGGGAAAGUGAUUAAGUCCAGCACUGGUUUGGAGAAUGCGGUUUGCAGAGUGGGGUGGAACCCAGCCCGGCGAGGGUCUGCUUUCAGGAGGGUAGGCUGCUGAGGGUCUACGCGGAGAGCGAAAUCUCAGCGUCAACAGGCACCGUCACGACGACUGUUGACCGGUUGGAGAGGUGUGCCGGGAACUCCGCACCAACUCAUCUGUCAACAGAUUAUUUACUGGCUGUCCACUCCGUGCCGCGCGUGCAGGGCUGGGGAACAUGGACAGGAAGAUGCCACCCAAGCGUAUAACUAAGAGAAGGUCACCCACCGAAGAUGCCCUCCCCAAAAGCAAGAAGGUGAAGGACCCUGGUAACCAGGCAGUGAGGGUCGUUGCCUCCCGCCGCGUUCCAGGCGCCCGCUCCUGCCAAGUCUCACAUAGGUCCCACAACACAGAACCGGGUUUGGUGCUGACGCUGGGCCAGGGCGACGUGGGCCAGCUAGGGCUGGGCGAGAAUGUGAUGGAGAGGAAGAAGCCAGCCCUGGUGCCCAUUCUAGAGGACAUCGUGCAAGCUGAGGCUGGGGGCAUGCACACUGUGUGUCUAAGUAAAAGUGGCCAGGUCUACUCCUUCGGCUGCAAUGAUGAGGGUGCUCUGGGAAGGGACACAUCAGUGGAGGGCUCAGAGAUGGUCCCUGGGAAAGUAGAACUGCAAGAGAAGGUGAUACAGGUGUCAGCAGGAGACAGUCACACAGCGGCCCUCACCGAGGAUGGCCGUGUCUUCCUUUGGGGCUCCUUCCGGGACAAUAAUGGUGUGAUCGGGCUCUUGGAGCCCAUGAAAAAGAGCAUGGUGCCUGUGCAGGUGCAGCUGAGUACGCCCGUGGUGAAGGUGGCCUCAGGAAACGACCACUUGGUGAUGCUGACAGUUGAUGGCGACCUCUGUACUUUGGGCUGCGGGGAGCAGGGCCAACUGGGCCGCGUGCCUGAAUUAUUUGCUAAUCGUGGUGGCCGGCAGGGCCUCGAACGACUCCUGGUCCCCAAGUGUGUGAUGCUGAAAUCCAGGGGAAGCCGGGGCCAUGUCAGAUUCCAGGAUGCCUUCUGUGGUGCCUACUUCACCUUUGCCAUCUCCUCUGAGGGCCAUGUAUAUGGCUUUGGCCUCUCCAACUACCAUCAGCUAGGAACCCCAGGCACAGAAUCUUGCUUUGUACCUCAGAACCUGACAUCCUUCAAGAACUCCACGAAGUCCUGGGUGGGCUUCUCUGGUGGCCAGCACCAUACAGUCUGCAUGGAUUCAGAAGGAAGAGCAUACAGCCUGGGCCGGGCUGAGUAUGGGCGGCUGGGCCUUGGGGAAGGUGCCGAGGAGAAGAGCGUACCCACCCUCAUCUCCAGGCUGCCCGCCGUCUCUUCGGUGGCUUGUGGGGCCUCUGUGGGAUAUGCUGUGACCAAGGAUGGUCGUGUUUUUGCCUGGGGCAUGGGCACCAACUACCAGCUGGGCACAGGACAGGAAGAGGAUGUCUGGAGCCCCGUGGAGAUGACAGGCAAACAGUUGGAGAACCGUGUGGUCUUAUCUGUGUCCAGCGGGGGCCAGCACACAGUCUUACUAGUCAAGGGCAAGGAACAGAGUUGAUGAAGCGUCUGAGGGCCUGGUUUCCGGCCCCCCCACCUCCCUCCUGGAACAAGGAAGCCAUGAUGUCUACAUAUUCCAGCAGGCCUCUUCCAGCUCCAAGUACUCUGUCAUCUCCUGCCUUUUUCCCAUCAGCAGAACAGAAUGCUUCUCUUUUUUUCCCCUCCUUUUCCGGAAUCAUCCUGGGACCUACAGGAUGAGGGUGGUAUAGAUGGAAGAGGGGAGGGGGUUUUAAUCAGAAGGAACAUUGCUGACCCCACAGCUGUGUGGUUAGACCUUUCCCCCUCAUCCCUACUUCCCAUGGUCCUGGCUGACCCUGGUUUUGCCUAUCAAAAACCAAAACUUCCUCUCCUGCGUGUUUGGUGCCCAUACUCUGAGAAGUCGGGGCUCUGCCAAGCCCUGCUCUAGUCAUGUGCCACUCUUCCUGUCCUUCACAACCCACAGACAAAUGGUACAGUCCUGAGACCCAGCUGUCAUGGACCUACGCCUGGGGAAACUGGAGAAGGGGCAGGGCUACCCAGCCAUGGGCAACCCCAAGCCAAAUAUUUGGCCCUGAACAGGUGCCCAUGGGGCAAAAAGAAAAACAGUGAUCCUCCGCUUGAUCAAGAAAAAAGCCAGUCAGCCUUUCUCCCAGAAGCACAAAGCAUUCUGCCCUUCAGGCCUUGUCUGCCAAGUCUCACCCAUCCAACCUGCCUCACCUGCAAGCCAAGGGCCUGAAAUCCAGAAAGGAAGCUAUGCCUGCAGGGCAGGACCUCGGGGAGAGGGGAAGGAGGGCUUUAUAAGCAAACUUACAGCAAUAUUGAGAGUGAAGGGAGGGCAGGGAAGAGGGUUGGAGGGGCAGAGACUGGUCCCCAGAAAGGGAAGCAGUAGCUUGUACAGAGGCUGAAAAAAUAGAAGAGAGUAUUGAUUUUUUUUUUAAUGUAAAGUAUUUUGGAGGGGAGAGUGAAAUCUUUUAACACUUUGAAUAAAUUUAGAGUUUUAUAAAACAGGCCACUUGUUUUCUACAUGCUCCCUGCUUUUUUAAGGGAGCACCUGCUGUGUUGGGAUGGGCAAAAUAACCCCAUGCCUGUAGCCCUGGUGAAGACUAGGGCUUCAGUGAUGUCAAGAGGUCCUGGUGUGUGCCAGUCAGCUGCGGGGUUUUUUUUGUUGUUUUUUUGUUUUUUGUAUGGAACAGUGGCUGUUCUAGACAAAUAAAAAAAAGUUGAUUGAUUUUUGUUAGGUAUUUAUGUUUCAGGAAUCACUGGAUUUUAAAAAAAUUAUACUGUAUAUUGUGUGAGACAUGGGAUGGAUCUUUUAAUAUCCUAAUCCCAAACCGAGAUUUUUGAGUACAGUACAUCUCUAGAAGUACUUAAGCUAAGUUUACUGAUGUACUGUAUCAUUUCAAAAGCUAGUAUAAUUAAACAUGAUUAACUGCACAGUAACAACUUAAUGCAUAAUGCUGUAGAUUUUCACAGGCAUUUGAGCAACCAAAUCAUAUAGAGCUGACCUGUCCAGUAUGGUGGUCAGUACCUGCAUGUGGCUAUUUACAUUUAAUUUAAAUUUGUAAAAAUGUAAAAUGGACUUCCUUGGUUGCACUAGCCACAUUUCAAGUCCUCAGUAGUCAGAAGUGUCUAGCGCCUAUGGUUCUGGGCUAUGCAAAUACAGAAAUGUAUAGAACAUUUCCAUAACUGCAGAAAGUUACAGUCAUCGGUGCUGAUAUAGGAGGUUUGUAUAUUAGAGCAGGGAAGUUUUACUAGCACCAGGAGGAUUCUUCCAUAUCAGUGACUCUUGGAAAAAUGAAUAUGAUGUAAAAUAACUUAAAA